AUGCCUGUUUACAAUUUGAUUGAACUAGAAUUAGAUGAUUAUGAGGAAAAUGAUCUAGUUCUUGAUACAAUUUAUAACUUAAGUUUAUUUUUUGAGAAUUCUACUAAUUGUACUUGCCAUCAAACUCCAAGACAAAAAGAUCUUAGAAUCUGCUUUGAAAAAGUAGGUUUUAAAUGCUUUUUUGAAAGAUAUUUUGAGUUAAAAGCUUUGGAAGAACACGAGCUUGAACUUUUUAUAAAAUUGCAAAUUAAUGAUUACUUACUUUCUACUUUACAAAAUCAUUUGCAAUCAAAUGGAUUAACUGAACAUGUUUAUGGAAAUACUGGACAUGCAUCUAAAACAGAAUCAAGAGUUUUUUUAGAGUUUAAUAUAACAUUUUCAAUUAAACAAUUUUUAAUACAAUAUGGAACAGUUCAUGAAUUUCCUUCUCCAUUAUGA
Molecule: messenger RNA, 438 nt
Organism: Dentiscutata heterogama
Lineage: Eukaryota; Fungi; Glomeromycota; Glomeromycetes; Diversisporales; Gigasporaceae
Source: the annotation of a GenBank genome assembly